This is a messenger RNA of Lytechinus variegatus (green sea urchin), 3772 nucleotides long. RefSeq names its product histone acetyltransferase KAT6B-like. The transcript is spliced from 8 exons. Bases 213 to 2036 code for a protein of 607 amino acids. The record is from RefSeq and is a predicted model, not a curated record. Gene Ontology annotation, molecular function: DNA binding; protein binding. Lineage: Eukaryota; Metazoa; Echinodermata; Echinoidea; Temnopleuroida; Toxopneustidae.
CAAACUAUACACUAUACAGAUACAGCCGCGCCGCGCCGCUGUCGUAAAUUUAUUCAAUACUCACACAUGUGUAUCUCUCUCGAGCUGGCUCUUGAACGCAGCGACAAGCACGCUUAUUGAACAGUGUACGGUUUUAGGGCCAAAAAGAAGACGCAUUUUAAAUACCAUUUUUUCCACCGAAGAAGCUGUUUCAGAGAAAAAUAAAGAUACCAAUGGCUGAAAUAGAUCGUCAAACAGUUAUUCUGGAUGCAAUCGACUCGUUGCGAAGGCGCAAAGCUCGGCCGGAUUUUGAGCGAAUUUUUCACAUGGUGGAACGCAAACACGGAUUGACCGGGGCUGAUGUGAUUACGGAGUUAAAUCGAAUGGUCGACGAUGAUGUUGUUAUUAAAGUAGAAUACAAGGGCAGUAUAAGCUACCGAAAUGCCGCUAACUGGUGCAAAAAUCGUUUAAGUGGGUACCCAUUAAAUUCACACGAAGCUACGAGGUCUAUUCUGCAAGCAAUCGAGAAAUUGACAUGUCCAGAGUCCAUUCCUGAACAGGAUCGAGUUUUAGAGGAUGCCAAUAAUUGCAGUACCCCUAAUGAAGAGUCGCGCAUAAAAAGAGACGGCCCACUUGAAGGCACAAGUCUGGAGCAAAUUGUGAAGUUCUUUGCAGAUGGAAACCCGGACACCAAGUUCACUAAAAAUUAUUUGGAGGAGGCUCUGGCGAGAGAAGUCACUGCAAGAAGGCUGUAUUUCAAUACAACAAACAAAUACGUGUUGGCGAAAUAUGCCGUUUCCUGCGAAGAAGAAACAUCGUUCCAAAAUCCCCAAUUGAAAAGGGGCCCUCGACCGUCGAAACGAAAGCGCAUCAAGAAGACCCACGGUCCAGACUUCGAGCAUGAACCUUUGACUAAAACCUCCAUAUGGGAUCAGAAGUGUGAUUAUUGCACCUUACCUGCUAACUGCAACAAGUACGGAGAGAAAGAGCAACUACUUGUCUGUAAAGACUGCACUUUGAAAGUGCAUCCAUCCUGCAUGAAGUAUUCCCGCCAACUCGCAGAACGAUCACGAUUAUCACCAUGGCAAUGUAUCGAUUGUAAGACAUGUCACGUGUGUAACGAUGCGGGCGAUGCGGAUACGCUACUUUUCUGCGAUUCAUGUGAUAAGGGAUAUCACAUGGCGUGCCACAAUCCCAAAGUUGAAGAGAAACCAGUUGGGAAAUGGGUUUGCGAAUUAUGUGCAAGCGAAGACAUGGAAAUCGGCAGUAAUUUCACAGAUGAAGGAUCGGUCAUCUCAUCCUCGGGAAGUACAGGGUCUAAAAUAGAAGACAAAGCGGAUUCAGGAGAAAAUGGAUCUUCUAAAACUUCUGGUCAAGUCACUCCGGAUGUGGCGACGCCCAACCAAUCCAGGGUAGCAAACUUACCCAUCCAGUCGGCCCAAGCCGAUCCCUCAUCCAUCCUAUCUGCCACCACUGGAACCAAUCUACCAAACCACCCCGCCAAAUGGUCUCAGGAUGACGUCGUCAAGCUCAUGCAGAAGAGAGGGUUUAGGGAGCAAGCAGAAACAUUUCGAGAUCAGGAAAUCGACGGCCAUGCACUGCUUCUGCUGCGUCGUGCAGACGUCCUGACCGGCCUGUCAUUCAAACUAGGCCCCGCCCUCAAAAUCUAUGAAAUCAUCAGCAAGCUCCAGCUAUCACAUGCCAAACACUCUUCGCCAAACGCAAAGACCAAAUCAUCGCUGCAGUCGACAGCACCUAAAACGCUGCCGUCGCCAUCGAGUCAGUCUUCCAUAAAGAACAAGCCGUCCAAAACAAACCCAUCGAUGAAGAUUCCAAGUAGCACCGGACGCCCAAGUACUACAGCAAAGUCGUCCCCUCCGCCAAGAAAGCCGACUGAAGCUGGCAAAAAGCAGCCGCCUCCAACGACUGUUAACCAUCUUAAAGUCACCUCUCCUGACAUGGAGUCUCCUCCCGCUAAGACAACGCCUCAGUCAGAAACGGAUCAACCACCACCCAUCAGUCCGCUACCUGAGUCAGACAAGUCGACUCCUACAUAAACUAGCCCACCUCCAAAGCCGGAAGUGAAGUCACCGAGGAAAUCGGGUGUUUCACCUAGAACGACACCGUAAUAAUGACGAAGACUUGGAAGAUCACGAUAACUCGAGAUAAUUAGAUCGUAUAAUUCUAAGAAGCUACAGGUACAAUUAGGAUGUGGACGUUUAUGAAGAUAACCAAUUUCAUUGGCUUUUUCAUAUGAAAUAUGUUAAUGAAAGCAUUUCAUUCUAGGUUGUACAAGUCAAAACUCGAUCGCAAGUCGUGUGGAAUCCAAAAUGAAAUUGUUUUACGGACGUUUGCUUUUAUUGUGAAACUCCAAUGUCAUUGGAAACGCAUUGGUGUUAAUUGAUCAGAAAUUAAUUUUAUCCGGGAAUUAAGCGUCUGAUGGCUAACAUAUUGUUCUAUUCUAUUUGUCUGUUCAAUUUUUUCAUCACCAAUGGCUAUGCUCAUAAGAAAAUGAAGGGAAAAGUAAAAUGAAACGAGUUGUCUUUCCUAAAGCGGAACUAGUAGUAAUUCAACGGGUUUGCCAUUCAACUAUCUUCAUUCUGGCAUCACAGUACAUGUGAAAGAUAAUCACGAAUGAAAAAAAAAUGUUCUAGCAAAAAUGAUCAAAUUUGUGAUCAUGAGGAAGAAACUUACAUCAACCAUUAAAAUCAUUCAAAAUAGGUUAAGGAUAGUGUGAUUUAAAGUUACGCUGCCGACGACUUCUUUUGAAUUAUUUCAGUGGUUAUUAAAAGUAUCACACUUUUUUAAGAGCCACGACUGAUUAUAAGUAGGUAGGGCUGCUCAAAUUAUUGGUUGUUAUCGUAUGCAACAGUACAAUGGCGUCAGUACUUAAAGCUACAUAGUAUACUAGUAUUGUUUACUACACGGUUUAGACCAAAAUUAUGUACAUCUGAUUUCAGAUGUAAUUUGUCUUCACUGAAUUAUUCUUGGGGAGUUUGCUGAAAGUUAAAUAAUGUGAUUAUUAAGGUGGUUUUCAUUGUUUCAUUCAUGUUUUCCGUACGUUAACAACUGGAUCAUUCCGUCGUCGUUGUUGUUGUUGUCUGUUGUGUUGUUUAUUUUGCCUUAUCGUUAUGGCAUAUACGGGUUUUCUAACUUUAAAAAAUUAAUAUGAAGUUAUGAAAGUUGUUCAUAACUGGUGAAAAGCUAAAUAUCAUCGAGUGCUGCCUGUUUUGCUGGAUGCGUGGUUGUGAUUUUUUUCAAGAUCAUUUUCACUAAUAUGCUGCAAAAUAUGUGUGUUAAUGAACUUCGACACAAUACUCCUAUUCUUGUUGAAGGUUUUUCUUUUGCACUGCCAAUUUGAAGUCAUUUGGUGCUAUAAUAUAAGUUAACCCGGGGUUAAGUCAUUAAUGUACUAAGAUUUCAAUAUAGAAAUUUAUGGUAAUAAUAAUACUAAUAUCCAACACUUGCAUAACGUUUAAUAUAAACAUUUGUUUUGUUCUUGGCAUUGUAUAUUAUCAUUACGCAAUAGUCAUAAGAUAGAUUACAAACCAAAGAUUGAAUUGAUAUAUUUUUCAUACUCGUGUCACCUUUUUCUCUUCACUACCCUUACAUUUUUGGACACUUUUUUAUUACAGGACUAAAUCCUCAUACUGGGCGAAUAAGCUGGUAGCAGGCAAUCAUGUGUUCUCCGUGAUGGCGAUUUAGUGAACAAAGCAAGAAACGUGCUCUAUAAAGUAAAAAAAAAAAAUCCCCCUUCCAGUUAAAAGCAAAAAUCAUAAAUAAAAUAAACAAA